CGCACAGUGACGUUGCUCUGUUUCAAAGUCUCAAUCUCAUUCUCAGAAGCUGUGCAACUCCAUGCCAUGGAUCCUCAAGCUCCGGCCACCGGCACCACCGCUCGAAGCGCCGCUGAACCCUCACAAUCUCAACCAUCACAACCACCAUCUUCUCUCCCUCCACCUUCCUCAUCAACCCCUCCUAUCUCAGCUCCACCCCAUCCUUCCCCUAACCCAAACCCUAACCCUAGCCCAAUUCAAAACCCAAACUCCAAACCCCCAAUCGCAACCCCUCCCCAACCUCGUCCUCCGCCUUCAUUCAACCGAAAUUUGCCGCCGCCGUCGCAGCAGCAGCAGUCGCAGUCCCAUUUCCAGCACAUGUCGUCGCUCCCACCUUCGUCCGCUCCUCCGGCGUCUUCUUUUCCGUCCACUCCCUCAUCGUCCAUUUCCGGUGCAACCGCCGGGCCGAGGGGCGGCGUGGCAAUCGGUGUCCCCGCGCACCACCAGAGCCCUUCCCCUCCGUUUUCUUCUUCUUUCGGUCAGCAUUUUGGUGGGUUGGGUCGAACCGGAGUCAACGUCACAGAAUCUACCUCCAAUUCUAGCACCUCUCAGGUGAGAACGCCCAUGCAGGGAAUGGGUAUGUUAGGAUCUUUGGGUUCAAGUUCUCAAAUGCGGCCAGGUGGAAUACCUGCCCAUCAACAGAGACCCGUUCAAUCUUCUCUUAGACCGCCAUCCUCUGUCCCAAAUAAUCAGCCUGCUGGUUCACAAAGCUUCCAAGGGCAUGGGCUUAUGAGAUCCUCAUCAGUGGGUGUGGGAUCACCUGCUUCUCCAUCUCCAAGUGCAUCACAAAGUAUGCAGUCACUUAAUCAGCCAUGGUUGUCAGCUGGGCCACAAGGGAAGCCGCCUUUGCCAUCUCCUUCUUAUAGGCAGCAAUUGAAUCCACAAUCCUUGCAGCAAAGGUCACAUAUUUCUCAGCAGCAGCAGCCACCCACGCCAACAGCUUCGCAGCAGCAGCAACCUUUGCCGUCUAAUCAAUCGCAGGAGCAUUUUGGGCAACAAGUUCCGUCAUCAAGGGCUCUGCAUAUGCCUCACCAGCAACAGGUUACAAGGCUACAGGGCUCAGGAAAUCAGAAACCUUCAUCUCUUAUGGUGGCACAAUCUAGUGCAGUUCAACCAGGGAUUCCAAGUAGAUUAGUUAAUGCAGAUACUGAAGAAUCUUGUAAUAGUAUUCUCAGCAAAAGAAGUAUCCAUGAGCUAGUCAAUCAGGUUGAUCCAUUGGAGAAGUUGGAUCCUGCAGUUGCAGACAUUCUUGUGGAUAUUGCAGAAAACUUUCUUGAGACUAUAACCAGAUCGGGUUGCUCACUUGCCAAGCAUCGGAAAUCGACGACUUUGGAAGCGAAGGACAUACUUUUACAUCUUGAGAAAAAUUGGAAUAUGACACUUCCUGGAUUUGGUGGUGAUGAGAUUAAAGGCUUCAAAAGACAGCUUACAUGUGAUAUUCACAAGGAGCGUCUAGCGGCUAUAAAGAAAUCAAUGAUAACAACUGAGGCAGCACAUACUAAGGGCUCUGCUGGCCAGGCAUCUGGUAGUGCAAAGGGUAGCCAGGCGAAGACAUCCUUGAAUGUCAUUGGCUCUCCCAACCUUAAAAAUUCAUGAGAUACGUGCUGUAUUUAUGAUUUAUGCAGCAAUGGAGGUAAUUGAAUUUUAUAAUAAACCAAACAGAUAUACAUGUUUGCAAUUUUACAUUGUAAAUAUAAAUGGCAUCUAUAUCCAUUAUUCGUCAGGCCACAUGAUUUGCAGAGCUAGAAAUGCUUUAAAGGGAGUUCACUUAACACCGAAAUUGUGGCAUGAAGUGAUGCCUUUAUUUCUUCGAUCCUGAUUCCUGAGUGACGUGAUAGAAGUUCAACUUCGAUCAACUCCUUUGUCUAAGUGGAAAGCCAAAACUUGUGGAGUGUCGAUCCUGAUGAACAUUUAAGUCUGCAUGUCACGUUGUCAUAAUGUUAUAAGACUCUCUGACUGGUACUGUUUGGAAAUGCUAAUUCUUGCCCUCAAAUUCUCAUGUUGAAGCCCAACUUUUCCAAUCAAACUUGUUUGACCUAAUUCGUUCCAUAUUAGAGGGUUGUUAGGACUUAUGAGUGCAUUACUCAUGCUAUUCAACUUGUCAGCAUUUUUUUAUUUUUUAGUUUUGUUUUAAUCUGCUUGUUCUUCUCAUGUGCAUACAAGCUGAUUUUGUAUUUCGUGUGGAGCUUGAUUUGCAAAGUUUUGUGCCUUUCUCUUGUUCUUAGGACGAUCUUGUUUUUUUGAGGCUGUUUCUGAGCAUUCCAUUUAGCAGUUCAUGAGCAGUGGUCUGAAUUUUGAAGCAUUGCAGAAAAUCAUAUAAGGGGAAUCAUGAUUUAUAUGAAUUCCGUUCAUUGUGUAAAUAUUUUUA
Gastrolobium bilobum is the source of this 2407-nucleotide messenger RNA. RefSeq names its product transcription initiation factor TFIID subunit 12. Gene Ontology annotation, molecular function: DNA binding; TBP-class protein binding; protein heterodimerization activity. The record is from RefSeq and is a predicted model, not a curated record. The coding region runs from base 67 to 1635 and encodes 522 amino acids. Gene Ontology annotation, cellular component: SLIK (SAGA-like) complex; transcription factor TFIID complex; SAGA complex. The transcript has 8 exons. Gene Ontology annotation, biological process: DNA-templated transcription initiation; RNA polymerase II preinitiation complex assembly. Lineage: Eukaryota; Viridiplantae; Streptophyta; Magnoliopsida; Fabales; Fabaceae.